Molecule: messenger RNA, 4213 nt
Organism: Culicoides brevitarsis
Lineage: Eukaryota; Metazoa; Arthropoda; Insecta; Diptera; Ceratopogonidae
Gene: Npc1b
Product: NPC intracellular cholesterol transporter 1 homolog 1b
Exons: 9
Coding region: 320-4150 (1276 amino acids)
Biological process (GO): cholesterol homeostasis; intestinal cholesterol absorption
Cellular component (GO): plasma membrane
Molecular function (GO): lipid carrier activity; cholesterol binding
Source: RefSeq, a predicted model, not a curated record
CUUGAGACGUGUUGUUCGUGUUUAUUUUUUGUUAUUUUUCUCAUUUCACGUUAAAAAUAAAAUUUAAAAACAUCAAAUUAUCGCGAAAAACAAACAAAAUUACGAUAAAUACCAUUAAAACUCGUUAAAUAUGCGAUUUUAGGAAAAUUUCUAAUUCUACGUAGCAGAAAAAAGUGAAGGAGAAACAAAAACAACAACAAAACCCAUUACCACUAAUGCGAUUAGAAUCAAAACAAGCAACGACAACAACAUUGAUGACUUCAAAUUCGACGACUAGACGAAGCUGAUCUCUUCUACAAAGUACCGUUCACAAAAGAACAUGAACAUGGAGGUAUUGCGGAUCUUUUCGUUGCUCUCCGUGUUCUUUUUGGCUAAUGGAGUGCUGGCACAAUCCGAGACAACGACUGUUGCACCAAAUAAAUACGUUUGCGCUGUUCGAGGACAUUGCUAUCGACCGGUAUCUCAUUGGUUUUUGUGUGUGGAUAAUAAGGAAGCACGAGCUGGAGAGCUUACGGAAGAGGCAGAUGCGAUUUUGAAGAAACGGUGUCCGGAAAUUUAUCAUGGAAAUGACACACCUGUUUGCUGUACCUCAGACCAAGUCCUCGAAAUGGACCAAAGUUUCAAAUUAGCUGAACAAAUGUUCGGGCGAUGUCAAACGUGCACCCAAAACAUGCUAAAAUCCAUCUGCGCCUUCUCUUGCUCCGCCGAACAAAGCAAAUUCGUCUCCGUAAAGCAAUCCGACAUGCACGAAGGCAAAGAAUACGCCAUCGAGGUCGAAGUUCGUCUCGAACCGGAAUACAUGGAAGCCACUUACGAGAGUUGCGUCGGCGUUGUAAGCCCUGCAACCGGCACUCGCGUCAUGGGAAUCGCUUGUGGCGGAAAUACCGUCGAAACGUGCGACGCCCACAAAUGGUACGAAUACAUGGGAAACCCCGAUGAGAACCCUUUCACGCCAUUCCGCAUGACUUAUCCGAAAAAAGUCGACCCGGAAGCGAGUUUUAAUUAUCCCGUGAAGGGAUGCAACGAAACUUAUCCAGGGCACUUUCCUUGCUCGUGCGUCGAUUGUCACGAUUCCUGCCCAAAAGGCAACGAACCGCAACCAGAAGUGCCCGUUUUUCACGUUGGACCGUUUAAUGGACCUGCUUUCGUUGUCGCCAUUGUCCUUGGAGCGGUUUUAUUUUUGCUCGUUAUUUACGGCGUCACUUGCGGAAAAGAUAAAACCCCAAAAGAACUCAAUUUUGGCGGAUUUGUCGCGAUCGACAUCAUGUUUGCACGAUUUUUCACCAAAUGGGGACAAUGGGUAGCUUCUCACCCGAUUCUUGUGUUGAUGCUUUUCUCUUGGCUGCUUAUCGGUUUGGGAUAUGGCGCGACAAAAAUCAUCAUUGUCACAGAUCCCGUUGAACUUUGGGCGGCGCCUCAUAGUCGUUCGCGUCUCGAAAAGGAUUAUUUCGAUUCGCGUUUCGGGCCGUUUUAUCGCACGGAACAAAUUUUCAUCAAGCCCAAGGAUCAAAGUUUGAUUCAUCACGCGACGCCAAACGGAAAUUUGACAUUCGGACCGGCUUUUAACAAAACUUUUUUGCUCGAAGUUUUUGCCUUGCAAGAUGCGUUGACGGCAUUGGGAAGCAGUACGGGCGAAGGAUUGGAAAAAGUUUGUUAUGCGCCCGUGACGCAAGUGGGAAAAACGACAAAACGCGAUGAUUGUGUCGUGCAAUCGUUGUUCGGGUACUUCCAGAAUGAUUAUGAUACGUUUAAUGAAGAAGACGAGGACGACGAUGGUUUUGUUACGAAUUAUCUCAAUACGAUGGACACGUGCAUGAAAAACCCUUACGACCCAUCAUGCCUUUCUGUGUGGGGAGGUCCAUCAGAGCCUGAACUCGUCGCUGGAGGAUUCGCCAAACCCGAAAAUGGAAAAUCAAUCGACUUCAAAACCGCAACUGGCGUUGUCCUUACCUUCGUUGUGCAAAAUCACUUGAACAAAACUGCCUUGGAACCUGCAAUGAAAUGGGAAAAACUUUUCGUUGAACAUUUGGAGAAUUACACAAGCGAGCUAUUCGAUUUUGCGUACAAUUCUGAGCGUUCCAUCGAAGAUGGCAUCCAAGACAUGUCAAAGGCGGAGUCUUACACUGUGAUAAUCAGCUAUGCUGUUAUGUUUUUGUAUAUUAUGUUCGCACUCGGACGUAUUCGUAGCUUAAAAACAUUUUUCUUAGAAUCUAAGGUAACUUUAGCUCUCGGCGGCAUCGUGAUCGUUCUGGCGUCAGUUCUUUGCAGUUUGGGCAUUUUCGGGUACAUUGGACUCUCAACGACGAUGUUGACGAUCGAAGUUAUCCCAUUUUUGGUGCUUGCAGUGGGCGUUGACAACAUUUUCAUCCUCGUUCACACGUACAAUCGCCUCGAUAAACGUCAAUAUGAGGAUAUUUCGCACGGAUUGGGUGUCGCUUUGGGUCAAGUUGGUCCCUCGAUCCUCUUGACGAGCGCUUCGGAGUGUUUCUGCUUCGGAAUUGGCGCCUUAUCGGACAUGCCGGCGGUGAAAACGUUCGCUUAUUACGCAACAGUGGCAAUUUUCUUGGAUUUUCUCUUCCAAAUCACGGCUUUCUUGGCACUGAUGUGUCUCGAUGAGAAACGGGUCCGAUCGCAACGUGUCGACUUGUUCUGCUGCGUCAAAACGAAGGAAAAACCAAACACGGAAGCAACGCACGGAGUACUUCACAAGAUUUUUGACAUGAUGUAUACGCCAUUUUUGCUCUUGAAACCCGUGCGAUAUUGCGUCGUUGUGAUUUUCACGAUUUGGACUUGUUUCUCGAUUAUGGUUGUGCCUUCCAUUGAACCGGGACUCGAUCAGAGCUUGUCCAUGCCGAAAGACUCGCAUAUCGUCAAGUAUUUCAAAUAUAUGGAGGAUUUGUUCAGCAUGGGACCUCCAGUUUAUUUUGUCGUGAAAAAUGGAUUGGAUUUCUCGAAUGAAAAUGAUCAGAAUUUGAUUUGUGGCGGAAUUAAAUGCAAUAAUGACUCUUUGAACACGUUGAUUUAUGCAGCGUCGGAAUAUUCGAACAUAACGGCAAUUGCUCGUCCCUCAUCAUCUUGGCUUGAUGACUUCUUUGAUUGGGUCGCAGCUGAUGGUUGUUGCAAACAGACUGACGAUGGAAAAUUCUGUCCCAGCGAGAAUUAUACUUGUGAACGUUGCUCCAAAUCCUACGACAAAGACAAUAUCCGUCCCUCGCUCGAUACUUUCAACAAAUAUAUCCCAUUUUACCUCUUUGAUUUACCAACAACGUCUUGUGCGAAGGGAGGACGAGCUGCCUAUGCUGCCGGAGUCAAUUACAUCUUGGAUAAAAACGGAAAUCCUCACGUUAACGACUCGUAUUUCAUGUCUUAUCACACAACGGUGAUCACUUCGAAGGAAUUUUACACGGCACUGAAGCAAGCAAGACUCUUGAGUGACGAUUUGAACAAAAUGUUCGAGAAACACGACAAAAAUGUGACAGUUUUCCCGUAUUCUGUGUUUUAUGUGUAUUAUGAGCAGUAUUUGACGAUAUGGGAAGACUCGGCAUUGUCCAUUGGAUUGUCACUUUUGGCCAUUUUUGUGGUGACUUUUGUCGUUACGGGCUUGGAUUUUGUCUCAGCUGUCACGGUUCUUGUGAUGGUAACUCUCAUUGUCAUCAAUAUGGGCGGCAUGAUGUGGAUGUGGAAUAUUUCUUUGAAUGCUGUGUCGUUAGUUAACCUCGUUGUGUGCGUUGGCAUCGGCGUCGAAUUCGUCUCCCACACAGUUCGCUCCUACACGCAAUGCGUUGGAACGUCCCUCGAACGAGCUGCUCAUGCCCUCACCAACACCGGAAGUAGCGUCUUAUCCGGCAUCACGUUGACCAAAUUUGCCGGAAUUGUCGUUCUCGCCUUCGCCAAAUCGCAAAUUUUCCAAAUCUUCUAUUUCCGCAUGUAUUUGGGCAUUGUGCUGAUUGGCGGAGCGCAUGGCUUGAUUUUACUGCCAGUUGUACUUAGUUUCGUGGGACCGCGAUCAAAAGUGCGUGACAAUGCCGACAAAAUAAUGGCAAGCUCGCAAUCCAUCCAGACGAUUCAGUCGACGCAAACAACGGUCGAGUUACCGUCGCCCUUUGGCUCGAUAGCGGAUGUCAAUGGAGACGAUCGUGUGAGACUUUAAACUUUAGGGCUUUGUAAAUUUUGUAAUUUUAUGCUAGGAAUUAUUUUAUUAAUCAAAAUACAU